CCGAAACAUUCAACCGAAACCUACGUAGAACCUCUCUCUCUCUCUCUCUCUCUACAUGGCCUUCGUCAUCCAUGACUCUGUCUCGUCUUGAUUCCGCCUCUUUCUCGAUUAUCUGUGUGCGCUCUGAAGGCUUCUAGAGGCUCUGUACACCAUGGUUGCCCUCCCCAGCUCGACCGCCGAGCUUCUCCUCGUCUCCCUCGUCUCCUUUCUCUGUAUACUUACCGGCUUCUUGUUCCUGUUCAUCCGGUUCAUCUCCAAUCGUCCGUCUAGGCAUCGCACGGCGAUUGUUCUAGUUUUGGGUGACAUAGGAAGGUCGCCGAGAAUGAUGUAUCAUGCAGAGUCAUUAGCAAGACACGAUUGGAUAGUCGCCAUGAUAGGCUAUGACGACACACCGCCGAUACCUGCUCUUCAAGAAUCUCCAAAUGUCAAACCUCACGCGCUGGCAAAUCCUCCUCGAGUGCUGCUCAAGGUUCUCCCUUGGAUCUUGAGAGCUCCUCUGAGGAUAGUGUAUCAAGUCUGGAGCGUUCUCAAAAUCGCAUUGUGGGAUAUACCAGUCCGUACCGAGUUCCUCAUCCUUCAAAACCCUCCCUCCAUUCCUACAUUAGCACUGGCUCAGUUCAUCUGCUGGACCACUGGAGCCAAGCUCGUCAUCGACUGGCACAAUACAGGAUGCUCUAUACUAGCGAUGAGAGUCGGCGAGAGCUCGCCCUUGUACAAAAUAGCUACAGCGUUUGAGGCGGGCUUUGGACGUAAAGCCUUCGCGCAUCUCUUCGUCACGCAAGCGCUCCGAGAUCAUCUCGUCAAGGCUUGGAAACUGCAAGGAAUCACGGCAAUCUUGCAUGAUCGGCCACCCACGCAUUUUCACCGGUCACUCCCCCUUGAUGAGCAUGGAGUACUGAGAAGACUCUCUGAAAGUUUGGAGAAUCCAUUGCCGGAUGGCUUCACACCCUCAGAUUUCGUCACUGGCUCUAAUACCUCGAAGCAGGACGACCCAUCUCGACCUGCUCUCGUGGUCUCCUCAACCUCCUGGACAGCUGAUGAGGACUUUACACCCCUGAUACAGGCGCUGGACGACUAUCAGUCCACGAUAACCUCGGGAACCAAAUUACCCAAGCUCUUAGUGGUUGUCACUGGCAAAGGAGCUCUACGUGCCCAGUUUGAAGAUAUUGUCGCAUCUCGUGAGGGGACCAAGUGGAUGGAUAUCUGCGUCCGAUGCGCGUUUGUCUCAGCGAGAGACUACCCGAUCAUCCUUGGGUCUGCGGACCUCGGCCUGAGCUUUCAUUCGAGCUCGUCAAGCCUGGAUCUACCGAUGAAAGUGGUGGACAUGUUCGGAUGCGGGACUCCAGUGUUGGCAAAGGGGUAUGAGGCGAUUGGUGAGCUUGUCAAGGAUGGAGUGAACGGGAGGAUCUGGAAUACGCCAGAAGAUCUGGGGAUGCACAUGAAGGAUCUUCUGACUGAAUUCCCCCACUCGAAGCAGCUGCAAAAACUGCAUGAUCACUUCAAAAAGGACGCAAACGAUCAUUCGACGCCUCCAAAACUACGGACUAUUUUGGCUGAUUCUGUCGAUGAGCAAGAGUGGAGCUCAUGGGAUGAUAAUUGGGACAGGGUCAUGCACAGAGGCAUACUGCAUCGCAAGUCAAUGAAUUAGCCCGCAUCUUGCAUUGAUCAUAGUCGCACUAUUCAUAAACA
Kockovaella imperatae is the source of this 1689-nucleotide messenger RNA. RefSeq names its product putative beta-1,4-mannosyltransferase. Gene Ontology annotation, molecular function: mannosyltransferase activity. Lineage: Eukaryota; Fungi; Basidiomycota; Tremellomycetes; Tremellales; Cuniculitremaceae. The coding region runs from base 152 to 1648 and encodes 498 amino acids. Gene Ontology annotation, cellular component: endoplasmic reticulum. The transcript is spliced from 4 exons. The record is from RefSeq and is a predicted model, not a curated record.